CAAUAACAUAAGUUGCCUGACCUGACGAGCAGUCCAAACGAGUCGCGAAAUCACAGUUAUACCUCAAAAUGACAGAACCACCACUCACUGACAGCCAGGCAUCGGAAGAGAAGAAAGAUGACGCUGAUGAGAAGGGUAGUGUGAAGAGUUCUGGCAGUCAUAAGGAUAAAAGGAUACCAUCGCCGGCAUUGAGCACUAAAGAUGAUGCAGCAGCUGAUGCAAGGAAUAUGAGAAGAAUUAUCGCAGAAGAUCCUGAUUGGUCAUUAGCUACUGUACCACUCUUGUCUGAGUUGUGUGUUUCACAUAUUGUUGCGGAAUUUGAAAAUCACCCUAAACUUGAUGAAUUGCUACCAAAGUACAAGACUAAAGUACUUGAAAAGAUAUCAACAGAAAUACCUUUAAAAGUAGUUUCUCAUCUUGUGUCAGAUGAAGGCUAUUGGAAGAGGAGAUGUAAAGCACGGUGGGAAAUAUGUGAUGUCUCUAAGUAUGAUGCCAGCUGGAAGCGUAUGUUUUUUGAGCGCCAUUUAGAAAACAUCAUUGAACAUUUUGUCCCUGAGACCACACAGCCUAAUGAAAUUGAAGAAUUGAUGCCAUUGGCAGCACCCUACAUACAGAAACUUGAAAUUAAACAGUUAUUACCCCCAGUGAAGGAAGAGCAGAUGAGACCACUGGAUGAUAUGUCAGAUACUGGCAGUGAAUCAGGGGAUAAUCUUCCUAGUAUUGAUCACUUUGAAUUCAGUCUAGUUCUUGACAGACUUCCUCAUCUACAGGAAUUUCAUGUUACAUAUGGAGUCAGAGACUGUGGCAUGAACUUUGAGUGGAAUCUCUUUCAAUUCACCAACCGGGACUGUCUACUCUUGUCGAAAUGUGUCAAGAAGUGCAGUACCCUUAAAGUCUUCAAAUUGCACAAAAGCAAAGUGGACGAUGACAAAGUGAGAGUUUUGGUAAGCCAUAUAUUGGAUCAUCCGUCUCUAGAAGAGCUUGAUCUUGGGCACAAUAUGAUUGGAGAUCAUGGUGCUCGUGCCAUCGGUAAACUACUCAAUAACCACAGUAAACUGGUUAAACUGAACCUGUGCAACAACAAGAUUCGGGCUAAUGGAGCUGGAGCCAUUGGUCAUGCAUUGACAAAGAACACCACUCUGAAAUUUCUCAAUUUACGACUAAACAGACUCGGUGAUGACGGUGGCCAAGCCAUUGGACGAGCAUUGCUGAAGAACUCCACUCUGGAAGAGAUCAACAUGGGUAGUAAUGAUGUGACAGAACCCACUGCAGCUGUCUUGUCACAAGUAGUUGUCCAGAACUCAACACUGAAGAUAAUUAACCUGUCUUGCAAUAGGCUUGGACCAGAUGGUGGUAAGCAGCUUCAAGAGGGUAUGGAAGAGAACAGCACAGUUAUUGAGAUGGAUCUGAGACUUACAGAGUCAGGACAGGAAAGUGAAUACUGCAUCAAUCAAAUCUUGAAAAAGAACCAGGAGAGGGAGAGAGAGCUGAGGUUGGGAGAUGAUAUGAAGCAAGGAUGAGAAAAAUAUGUAAACCCUUCCAGUGAUUUCAGUCUUGCAUUUAUUAUCACAAAUGUCACGUUUAUAGUCUUGUUUUGAAAUCAUCAAUAAUAUUUGAAAUACAAACUAUAUCACAUCCAAAUGAUUGGACUAUGUGCAAAAUAGUUUGAGUACAGUCUUGAUUUAAGCUACUUGUAUAAAACUCUUCACUUGUUUUUUCUUUGUAAAUACAACAUUUCCAAAACUACCAUUUAUACUUAAAACUGAGUUGUUUAUCUGAGAUUGUUUUGAAAUACUCAUACUAUUAUCUGUCAUAUUUUUUGUUUUCUCAAUAAACUAUACAUCUAUAUGCAAUAGAA
Molecule: messenger RNA, 1858 nt
Organism: Saccoglossus kowalevskii
Lineage: Eukaryota; Metazoa; Hemichordata; Enteropneusta; Harrimaniidae
Product: dynein regulatory complex subunit 5-like
Molecular function (GO): protein binding
Source: RefSeq, a predicted model, not a curated record